Vitrella brassicaformis is the source of this 2376-nucleotide messenger RNA. The record is from the annotation of a GenBank genome assembly. NCBI's taxonomy places the organism in Eukaryota, Vitrellaceae.
CUUCCCUGUCAACGAAACCACCACCACCACCUGUCUGUCUGGCAUCUCUGUGUGCAAGCAAGAUCUCCUUGACCGUGAUGGCGGCGACAUCGACAUCUUUCCUGAACGAGGGGUAUUGGACACCCGGCCGCGGUGCACAGCUGGCGGCAGAGCUCAAGUGGCCUUUGCUUGCGUCGAUGGCUGUGUACCUGCCUGUGGUAUUCUCGUUGCGGCGGUGGAUGAGGAAGAGGGACCCGCUGCCCAUCAAGCCCUUUAUUUUUGCCUGGAAUGCGACGCUAUCAUUGUUCUCGCUUCUUGGCGCGGCGCUGAUCGUAAGCAGCCAGAGGGGUGUCCGUGAACAAUUAGUGAUCGUGUUGUGUGCUGUGUGCAGCUUCUGGACGACUGGCGGUUGAUUACGACGCCGUUUGCCCACGAGAAGGAUAUCAUGGUGGGCUUAGAGGAGACAGACAGGCUCCAUACACAGUCCGGUGACAUGCGUCUGUGUGUUCGACCAGCCCAACACUCGUGCAGUGGUGACGCUGUUCACUCUGACGAAGGCGUUGGAGUUCGGCGACACAGUGCUGCUGGCGCUGCGGAAGCGACCAAUCACGUUCCUGCACGCCUACCACCACCUGAGCGUGGUAAGGAAGAUGACACGAACACCUGCACAGCUGCUGGCUGCUUGAAGUGAGUGGUGUCGUCUGGUCUUUCUGUCUUUCAGGCGCUGUAUUGCUGGCACGCGCAGUUGCUGAGUGUGUCGUUCGCCCACCUGUUUGUGUUCAUCAACCUCUGCAUCCACGGCGUCAUGUACCUCUACUACGCUCUCUCGGUGCUCCUCUCCAAAAACAAGUGCGCAUCUGCCCCACACACACACCCAUCCACACACACAGUUUCACACAUGAACUGAUGUGUCCGUGUAUUGCCGAUCAGGGCUUUGCAUAAACUGAGGCCAUACAUAACGGGGGCCCAACUCACCCAGGUGAGACGCAUGGAGGGAUACGACACCCACACACCCGCACCCACCCACCCACACACACACACACACACUCAGAGCAGGAGACUGAUGCCAUGCGUUCGAUGUGCUGUGCAGAUGUUUGUCGGCCUGUCCAUCACAAUAGCAGCGUUGCUGAACCCCGAGGUGACGGGCGAGCCCUCUCACUUCAACAACGCCAUGGGGGCGCUGGCCAUGUACUUCUCAUACGCGGUGCUCUUCGGACAAUUCUACAUCUGCAACUACAUGCCGGUGAGAAGAGAUAAGUACAGUGGCACAAGGCACCACCGCACACAUGCGCAUAUGUAAGAAUGGCGUGUCGCGACUGAUCAUCAGGGCGUGCACAAGAAGAGCCUGCUUCUCCUUUCCUCCGUCUGGAUGAGAAAGGAGGGCGAGAGGCAACCGGCUGAGACGAAGACACAGCCAUUAGCGAUCGGCAAGGGGACAACGGCUCGGGCAAGAGUUUCCGCGACGUUCCGCAUGUCCACCUGGGUGGCCAGCUUCAAGCACUAGCUCAAGACCGACAAGAGCCAAAGGCACGAGGGAGUGACGGUGUGACUACCUGUGAUGGUCGCGUGGAUCUCUGACGCAAUGCAGCUGUAAGGGAUCUACGGGAUCGCUCGAUGUGGGACGCCCCCGCACGACGUUUCGUUUCGUAGCGGAUGUAGCGAACCUACCUGCACCUGUGGGUGUGCAUGGCUGUGGCCUUUUUUGUAGUGUGGCUUAUGUGUGAAUUUGAGUUGAAGUCUCAAGUGGAGGAGAAUGGGUUGCUUUUCGGCUGCCUGACAGUGAUUUCUUUACCUGUUGUAUCUGUAUGGAUGGUGUGAAUGAGAUUUUCCUGUGCGGCAGUUUUGUUUCAUAUGUGUAUAUCUUGCUAUCGCUAUACGUACGUAUCUGUGUACAUGUAUGUAUGCACCUGUGUACGUGUGUAUGUGUGUGUACAUUUGUGUACAUGUGUGUGUGUGUACAUGUGUGUACAUGUGUGUGUGUGUACAUCUGUGUGUGUACAUGUGUGUGUGUACAUGUGUGUACGAUUGUCGUGUACCAAUUGCGUGUCGUGUAUUCCAUGUAUUGCGUCUACGUAUGUACAGGGGCCUAGCAAUUGCAAAUAUGUAUAUGCCCUAGCAAAUAUGUAUAUAAUAUAGGGCCUAGCAAAUGCAUGUGUGUGUGAUGCAUUACCUCUCUGUGUCUCUGUGAGCGUGUGAGUCGGCGUCCUUUCAUUCGUUGCCUCCCCUCCAGUGAUUCAUUGAUUGAUUGAUUGUGCUACAACAGCCGUAUGUACGUAUGCGAUCGAUUCUUGCGUAUCGUGUCUGUGCGCCUUGUGUGCGUACAACCCGUGCGUGUCACAUCUGGCAAUUCAUGCAUAAUUCAUGCAUAUGUACGUACUGACUGACGCUUCGAGUUGC